AUGAGCCGCGCCGGGAGCUGGGACAUGGACGGGCUGCGGGCGGACGGCGGGGCCGCCGGCGCGGCCUCGGCCUCCUCCUCCUCCUCCUCCUCCGUGGCGGCGGCGGCGCCGGGCCAGUGCCGCGGCUUCCUCUCGGCGCCGGUGUUCGCGGGGACGCACUCGGGGCGCGCGGCGGCGGCGGCGGCGGCGGCGGCUGCUGCGGCGGCGGCGGCGUCCGGCUUCGCCUACCCCGGGGCCUCGGAGCGCGCGGGCUCCGCCUCGUCGUCCUCGUCCUCGGCCGCGGUCUCGGCGCGCCCGGAGGCCCCCGCGGCCAAGGAGUGCCCCGCGCCCGGGGCAGCCGCCGCAGCGCCCCCGGGCGCCCCGGCGCUGGGCUACGGCUACCACUUCGGCAACGGCUACUACAGCUGCCGCAUGUCGCACGGCAUGGGCUUGCAGCAGAACGCCCUCAAGUCGUCGCCGCACUCCUCGCUGGGGGGGUUCCCGGUGGAGAAGUACAUGGACGUGUCGGGCCUGGCGAGCGGCAGCGUCCCGGCCAACGAGGUGCCGGCGCGGGCCAAGGAGGUGUCCUUCUACCAGGGCUACACCAGCCCCUACCAGCACGUGCCCGGCUACAUCGACAUGGUGUCCACCUUCGGCUCCGGGGAGCCUCGGCACGAGGCAUACAUCUCCAUGGAGGGCUACCAGUCCUGGACGCUGGCCAACGGGUGGAACAGCCAGGUGUACUGCGCCAAGGACCAGCCGCAGGGCUCCCACUUUUGGAAAUCAUCCUUUCCAGGGGAUGUGGCUCUAAAUCAGCCAGACAUGUGUGUCUACCGUCGUGGAAGGAAGAAGAGGGUGCCCUACACCAAACUGCAGCUCAAAGAACUGGAGAAUGAGUAUGCCAUUAACAAGUUCAUUAACAAGGACAAGAGGCGGCGGAUCUCGGCUGCUACGAACCUAUCCGAAAGACAAGUGACCAUUUGGUUUCAGAACCGGAGAGUGAAAGACAAGAAAAUCGUCUCCAAGCUCAAAGACACUGUUUCCUGA
Messenger RNA from Pipistrellus nathusii (Nathusius's pipistrelle), 1026 nucleotides. Lineage: Eukaryota; Metazoa; Chordata; Mammalia; Chiroptera; Vespertilionidae. The record is from the annotation of a GenBank genome assembly.